AUGGCGUCAAUAGCCACCUGCUUCACACUUCCACCGAAGCCGCGUUCUCGCCUCGUGUUCAAAGCCUCACUUUUCCCCAACCGUCCCAAAACCUUUCGUCUUAUCCAAACGCCCAUUUUCCCGGGCUUUGGCGCGAAGUUUCGAGAAUCUAGGGUUUUUGUGCCGGCUGUGAAGGCAAGCCUUGACGCCACCACUGCAAUUAGGCCCGGCGGUGCUGUCGAGAGCGAUAAGUUGCCUUCAGAUGUGAGAAAGCGAGCAAUGGAAGCUGUGGACGCUUGUGGAGGAAGAGUGACGAUUGGUGACGUGGCCGGUAGGGCUGGGCUGAAGCUCAAUGAAGCUCAGAAUGCUUUGCAAGCUCUCGCUGCUGACACAGAAGGCUUCUUGGAGGUCUCGGAUGAAGGUGAUGUACUCUAUGUUUUCCCCAAGGAUUAUCGAGCAAAGCUUGUAGGCAAAUCGUUUAGAAUGAAAGUUGAGCCUCUGCUUGAGAAGGCAAAGGCCGGGGCCGAGUAUGUAGCAAGGGUUUCAUUUGGAACUGCCCUAAUUGCUUCCAUUGUUCUUGUUUAUACUGCAAUUGUUGUUGCUCUGUCUUCUGGUAGAAGUGAAGAUGACAAUCGCGGAAGACGGGGAGGAAGGUCGUAUGAUUCGGGGUUCAAUUUUUACUUCAGCCCCACUGACCUCUUUUGGUACUGGGAUCCAUAUUACUAUAGGAGGCGACGACCACAAACAGAUGAUAAUAAGAUGAAAUUCGUUGAAUCUAUUUUCUCAUUUGUAUUUGGCGAUGGUGAUCCAAACCAAGGAAUCGAAGAAGAGAGAUGGAAGUUGAUUGGGCAAUACAUAGCCUCUAAUGGUGGAGUUGUUGCAGCUGAAGAGCUUGCUCCAUAUCUUGAUGUAGAAACUUCCGGGGGAACUCUGAAUGAUGAAACAUACAUCUUACCUGUUCUUUUACGGUAUGAGGGUCAGCCUGUAAUAGAUGAAGAGGGAAACAUUCUGUACCAAUUUCCAUCUCUACAGCGCACAGCUUCUACUCCAAGGAGUGGAAGGAAGGAAUAUGUGGGGAGAAGAUGGGCUGAUUUUGUUGGAGGAGUUGAUAAAUUUUUCAAGGAGAAGAAAUGGCAAUUCAGCAACACUAGCAUUACUGAGAGAGCAAUGGUCGCUGGACUUGGUGGACUUAAUUUAUUUGGGGUUAUCUUUCUUGGAGCCAUCUUAAAGGAUACUUCAAUUGCACCAGUUGGUUUUAUUAAGUUUAUUACUGGCAUAUUUCCACUACUUCAGAUUUAUGCUGGUUCGUUCUUUGCAAUUCCUUUGUUCCGGUGGUUCAUCGUGCUUAAGACAAAUGCUGACAUAGAGAAAAGAAAUCAAGCAAGACAGCAGUGUGCUCAAGCCCUUGAAUUGCCAGAUCUUUCACUAAGACGAAAGCUCCUCAGUGCUCGGGACAUGGCCCAAAGAACAUUCAUUGGGCAGGAUAGAAUUGUCUAUAGUACGGACAGGGAUCUGAUUGAGCAAGACUACGAGGCCCAAGAAUGGGAUAAGAGAUUUCGAGAAAUAGAGAAAUCAGAUUGA
Prunus armeniaca (apricot) is the source of this 1560-nucleotide messenger RNA. The record is from the annotation of a GenBank genome assembly. NCBI's taxonomy places the organism in Eukaryota, Viridiplantae, Streptophyta, Magnoliopsida, Rosales, Rosaceae.